CCGGCGCGGCGGAGCAUCGCGGGCACCUCCGAGCUAUGGCCCUGGCGCUCGUCCUGCUCCUGCCGCUGCUGCUGCUGCCGCCGCCGGGACACGGCGGAGCUGCGGGGCUGGAGGAGAAGCUCACCCAUGUUGAGAAGUACGAGACAGUGAUGCCACAGAGGGUGCUGGUGCCGCGGGGGAAGAGGGACCUCUCUGUGCCACCGAGCACCUACCCUGACCGUGUCCUCUACAGCAUCCGUGCUGAAGGCAGGGAGUACCUCCUCAGGCUGGAGAAGAACAAAGCACUGCUGGGGCAGCACUACACCGAGACGCACUACUUGGCCGAUGGCACAGAGGUCACAGAGAAGCCGGAUGUUCAGGACCACUGCUUUUAUCAGGGCCACGUGCAAGGACACACCAACUCAGCAGCGAGCAUCAGCACCUGUGGCGGGCUCAGUGGGUUUUUCCAGGUGAAUGGGACCAUGUUCCUGCUGGAGCCCCUGGAGGAGGAUGCUGCUGGCCUGCAUGCAGUGUACAGAGCAGCUCACCUGAGGGGGAAGCGUGGCACAUGCCGGGAGCCCAGUGCCACUCUGGAAUACGACCAUGAGCCAAAAAUCCCUGCAGCCAUGAAGCUCCACCGAUGGAAAUCAACUCCAUUACACAAAGGUCCCCGAUACGUGGAGCUGGUCCUGGUUGUGGACAAUGAAGAGUUCAGGAAACACAAGGACUUGCGCACGGUGCAGAACCGCAUGAAGGAAAUCGUGAACCACGUUGACAAGCUUUAUCAGCCUCUUCGCCUGCGGGUGGCCUUGAUCGGCCUGGAGGUGUGGAGCUACAAGGACAAGAUCGUGGUCAGCCCCAACCCAGAGGUGACGCUGGACAACUUCCUGCACUGGCGGGAGGCAGAGCUGCUGCGGAGGAAGCCUCAUGACAAUGCCCAGCUCAUCACGGGCAUAGACUUCCAUGGCACAACUGUAGGGCUUGCCAAGAAGCUUGUGAUGUGCACCAGGGACUCCGGUGGUGUCAACCAGGACCACAGCACAAAUCCCAUUGGUGCUGCAUCCACCAUGGCUCAUGAGAUGGGGCACAACCUGGGGAUGUCUCACGAUGAAGACGUGGCCGGCUGCCGCUGUCCUGUCCCCAAAGCUGAUGGCGGCUGUGUCAUGGCAGCGAGUGUUGGCUUGGUUUACCCCAAGCUGUUCAGCCGCUGCAGCGAGCAGGACAUGUGGCAGUUCCUCGGGGACCCCAGGACCAGCUGCCUGCUGAACGUCCCCAGGGCGGACGAGCUCUAUGGGGGGCCCGUGUGCGGGAACCAGUUUGUGGAGCGGGGAGAGCAGUGCGACUGCGGCGUGCCGGAGGAGUGCUCCGACAACUGCUGCAACGCCACCACUUGCCAGCUGAGAGAGGGAGCCGAGUGUGCCCGGGGGGAAUGCUGCCAGGACUGCAAGGUGAAGGCUGCUGGCGUGCUCUGCCGGGCCAGCAAGAACGACUGUGACCUGCCCGAGCACUGCACCGGGCUGAGCGCCGAGUGCCCAGAGGACGUGUUCCAGGAGAACGGCAUCUCCUGCCACAACGGCAAUGGCUACUGCUACAACGGGGCCUGUCCCUCACAUGGCGAGCAGUGCCGUGCUCUCUGGGGCGCAGAGGCCCAAGUGGCUCCUGAUGUCUGCUUUAAGCACAACAGCGAGCAGCACCUUCAUCUCCACUGCCUCACCGAGUACGGGAAGCGGCCCUGCAGCCCCAAGGAUGUGAAGUGCGGCACACUGCUGUGCCUCAGCGACAACACCAGCCCCGUCCUUGGCGCUGGCUCCUACUCCCUCUUCUUCGGACGCUUCAAGUGCAAGGCUGUCAUUGCCAGCAGCGAUGCCAAUGAGGUGGUGGCCAAGCUCAGGCUGGUGCCCACUGGUGCCAAGUGCGGAGAGGAGAUGGUCUGCUAUGGUGGGCGCUGCCAGACCCUCCUGGUCUACGGCAACAAGAACUGCUCGGCCAAGUGCAACAACCAUGGGGUGUGCAACCACAAGCGGGAAUGUCACUGUGAGCCGGGCUGGGCAGCGCCCUACUGCGAGCACCAGAUCUCGGGGGUGGCGGCAGGGAGCAGCAGCGUGGUGGUGGUGGCCGUGCUGGCCGUGCUGGGGCCCUGCGGCAUCCUGCUGUGCGGCGGCAUCCUGCUCCUCAGAGGCAGGGGGGCAAAGCGCUUCCAGAAAGGCAGGAGCUCCAGCGGCCCCACCGCGGGCCUGGCCAACCCGCUCUUCCAGGAGGGCGGCCACACGCGGUCCCCCCGGCGGCCGCUCUCCCACCGUGACAUCGGCCCCCCCAGCCUGCUCAGCAGCACGGCGGCCCCGCGGGGGGCUCGGGCCCUUGGGCCCUGCCGCCCGGCGCCAGAGCCGAAGCCAAAGCCUCCCCACAAGCCUCUCCCAACCCUGAAGAGCAAGGCGCCGUGCAGCGACAAGGAGCCACCAGGAGCAGCCCUUGCACCAUCCCCUGCCUUGGUCUCUCAGCGGGGUACCCCCCCGAAGGUGGCCCUGAAGCCCCCCGUGGCCAGGAGGUGACCAAGGAUGCUCCAUGUGCCAC
Molecule: messenger RNA, 2550 nt
Organism: Neopsephotus bourkii (Bourke's parrot)
Lineage: Eukaryota; Metazoa; Chordata; Aves; Psittaciformes; Psittacidae
Gene: ADAM8
Product: ADAM metallopeptidase domain 8
Exons: 21
Coding region: 36-2528 (830 amino acids)
Biological process (GO): inflammatory response; proteolysis; positive regulation of membrane protein ectodomain proteolysis
Molecular function (GO): metalloendopeptidase activity; cell adhesion molecule binding
Source: RefSeq, a predicted model, not a curated record